AUGAGACUUCGUCCCACCGGAAAUCUGUUCCUUGGUGCGUUUCUCAAGGCGAAGUUAAGAGCUAAAAAUGAAGGUGGUGAUCAAUCAAACCGAAAGGCUGCAAUCGAAGCUCGAGCUUUGAUAAUCGGGCCUCUGGGGUUGAUUCAGUCUGGCUCGUAUAAUGAGCUAAUGGGGGCCGAUCGGGGGCAGCUAUUAACAUACUCUCUCACUGCCAUGCAAACUGCUGUUCUAGAGAGGUACAAGAAAAGAGAGCAGUGGAGCGCUCCAAACUCCAAAGAAAGCUGCCGCAUCGUAGUGUGUGAUGUUACUGGCCCUGAACCGAAUAAGCGUCAUGUUGUAGCGCAGCUACCAUUCUAUCUUCGACAUAUUAGAGGUCAGACAUACAUCCUAGAAUCACUAGGAUCAUUAUUUGUAGUUGUGCGAAAUGGUUGUCAACUAAGACUCCCCAUUGAUGAUUUUGAUAGGAUACCACUGACUUUCAUCCAACAAGUUGAGAAUGACGAAAACCUAAUCCAUGGGACACUAGAAUUUAUAGUUUACCGUGUCGAUUUAGCUGCUGGCCAAGGGACCCAAACCAGGGAGUUGGGAGACAGAGCUUUUUUUCUGGGUGCUAGUGCUUCUCUUUUGGUCCAAGCUUCUGAAUUUCCAGGAAUCAAGCCCAAUCAUAUUUAUUUUACUGACGAUUUUUUAGAAUCAUAUAUGUUCUAUGAAGAAGGAGGCGGCCUCGACAUGGGGGUGUUCAACUUAGCAGAUGGCAGUAUCCAGCCUCAUUAUGAGGGUGUUUCCCUUAGUCCCUUUUGUCCUCCAAUUUGGGUCACACCAACUCUGUCUUGAUCUUUAUUUACUCUAUUUGUCGUGCUAUAUGUUGCUUUUAUUUUUUGGCUGAUUAAGUUAUUUUUUUUGUUAUGCUAUAUGUUAUUGU
Molecule: messenger RNA, 922 nt
Organism: Nicotiana attenuata
Lineage: Eukaryota; Viridiplantae; Streptophyta; Magnoliopsida; Solanales; Solanaceae
Exons: 4
Coding region: 1-834 (277 amino acids)
Source: RefSeq, a predicted model, not a curated record